Tigriopus californicus is the source of this 1094-nucleotide messenger RNA. RefSeq lists its product as uncharacterized. Lineage: Eukaryota; Metazoa; Arthropoda; Copepoda; Harpacticoida; Harpacticidae. The record is from RefSeq and is a predicted model, not a curated record. The transcript has 5 exons. Bases 157 to 1047 code for a protein of 296 amino acids.
GAUAACGAUUGGAAUGCGUUUCAGUCAAAAUAUAUCGCUAUCUCUCUCUUGCUUUCUGCCCUGAGUCUUCAUCGCUGUAAUGUAAGUGAUUAAUGGCAAAUUCGUGAAAGUCGGUUUGAGAGAUAAAACUAGGUAGGGUGCGAAUUGUGGUCGGCCAUGGGGUGCAAAAGCUUCAAACCCGAGGUCUUCUACACGAUUCCAAUUUGCGGGCUUGUCUUUGGAUUGGUGUGCGCCUCGUUAAUCACCAACCAUUGGGUGGAGGGUGUGGCCAAGUUUGAAGAGGGCGGCGAAGAUGGUCGAGUCACAUUCUACUACGGAUUGUUUUCCGGCUACAAAUCGAAGGUGGUCUCUUCUUUGACCCUGGGACACGCUUUGGGGGUGGUGUGUCUCCAUGGGCAAUGCAUGUUUUCAUGCGCAGACUCGAAGAAGUUGGAUAUAGAGGACAUCUUGGGCGACUGUCCUUACACGAAUGUCGAAGGAGAUCUUUUCUUUUGUGAAAAUUCAGAGAAGAGUUCCAAGGGCGACAAAACGGACAAAGUGUGCGAUGGCACCACUUACAAUUCAACGGAAAUUGGUCGAGAUGAAUCGGAGCGCAUGUUUGGGGUGGGUUUAUUCGCCACUGUGGGAAUGUUUCUGAUUCUGGGCCUGAUCUUCACGCUUCUCUCGGGUCUCUUGGGGGUGUUCAACGCCUUUAGCAACCCUAUCGAAUGGUAUACAGGGUUGUACGGCCUCGUUGUGCUUCACAGUAUCUCAGCUUGCUUGUAUUUUUUGGUCUCGGCACUCUAUGGAGGGCUUUUUGACCAGCAAUUGAAGAAUAAUGCUCCCAUCAGUGAUGUGAUCAGAUUCGGCGACAAAAAUAAUUGGAGCUCGAACAAAGGAUCCUCGCUCGGUUACUCAUACUGGUUGAUUUUGUGCUCGUUUUUCUUGCACGUGGUGGCCUUGGCUUUAGUGGGAUAUUUCAUCUAUAAGAAGUACAAGCCCAAAAGACGGAUAACCGAGGUCUCGGCCGAGCAGAAAAGGUCCGACCACACUAACAUGCUUUUUUGAUUAGUUGCACAUUUACAUAACAUAAAUUACAAAUUAGGGACACUUAA